CUCGACCUUCUGGGUCGCCCUGUGCAGAAACUGGUUCAGUUGAUCAAGGAGCUGGAACAACUUGGAGUUGAGACCACGAACUUGCCCCUGCCCAAGAUCGUUGUCGUCGGCGAUCAGUCUGCUGGAAAGAGCUCUCUGAUCGAGGGUAUCAGUGGUAUCAAAGUCCCUCGCAGCGACGGCACAUGCACCAGAUGCCCUCUCCAGAUCACUCUGUAUUCCUCUUCAGAACCAGAUGCCGCCGCCUGGUCUUGUGAGGUCUCACUGCAACAGAAGUUUUCGUACGACCCAGACGCCAUCGUCGACGGCCGCGAGCGCUAUGGUAAAUGGCGUGAGAACCACACCCCAGCAACCAUCGACUUCGCCAUUGUCAAUGACAAGAACGACCUUGAGAACAUCCUUAGCCGUGCGCAGCGCGCUACCCUCAACCCAGGCGACAACCCUUUGAGUUAUCUUAACAACGCAAUCUCUGUGGAUGAAAUGCCCAUGUUGGUCGAAUUCUCGCCGAACAAGAUUAUUCUCGACAUCACUGCACCGGGACAGCCUAGUCUGUCGUUCAUCGAUCUGCCAGGAGUUGUCCGUCAGAUGACAACUGCUAAGGACAAAUGGCUCGUCAAUCUUGUCGAGAAUUUUGUCAUUGACCACAUCAACCAAGGAAACUCGCUGAUCCUGCUUGCUCGUUCUAUGGAGUCAGACUUCGCCAAUUCAAGUGGAGCCAAACUGAUCGACGAGUGUGAAGGUGCUUUGGCGCGUACCGUUGGCUGUCUUACCAAGCCUGACCGCUGGCCGCCCGGCAGCAGAGCCCAACACAUCAAGAAUGUUCUACAUGGCGACGCAUUUGCAGUCGGACACGGCUACUUCGUCACCAAGCAACCCAACCAGUUGGAGCUCAACAACAACAUCUCCGCCGAAGAUGCUCGCGAGUCCGAAAAUCAAUUCUUUACUCAAGCUCCAUGGAACACUGAGCUGCAAGACUUCCAGGAGCGCUUUGGAACUUUCAAGCUCCGCGAUUUCCUCUCCAUCAAAUUGACCAAUCAAAUCCUGGUCACUUUGCCUAAGAUCACUAGAACUGUUGAUGCCCACCUCCAAGAGGUUGAAACAGAGCUUGCUGGUUACCCUGACCCACCCGAGAAUGCUCUUGGUAAGGUGCUCGAGGCGCUGACAACCUUCCGCGUUGCGGUCGAGAAGCACGCACAGGGAGCUUAUCCUCACAACGAAAUGCACAACUCCCUCAAGGGACUGGCUACCACCUUUCAAUCAAACUUGCAAAAGCUGCGUCCGAGUCUUGUUGUUGCAACUCCUGAAGAGUUUCGUCAAGCAGUCGAGACACCUACUUUCUCUCUGCUUUCUGACGACGAUGCUAUCGGCACUCCUUGCCCUAGCAUUGAGUCCAAAUCUCAAAAGAAGAGAAGAGCCGACUUUGACACUCCAACCACUUCGACUGCAAAGAAGAUUAAGUCUGACGCUACUGCCCCCAGAAACAACUCAAUCUCCAUGACGACAAAGAGAAAGACAUUCCGCUUGCUUGAAGUGCGCGAUACUCUGAGCAGACUGACAGCUUCGAGUGUUCCUGGCGAGGUUGAUCCUGUUGCUGUCGACCACCUUCGCAAGCAGACUCUUGUCGGUUGGGAGCAACCUAUGCUCGAGUUCAUCAACAGUGUCCAUCAAGAGAUUCAAAACACUCUGGACCGCUUGCUCGAAGAGGCUUGUGCUCAAUGGCUCAACACCGCCUUCUUCACCGAGGCCAGAAAAAUCGUCAAAGCCUUCGUAGCCGACACCAUGCGCGACCAGCUGCAACAGGCAAAGCGCGCUUUGGACCGAGAACAGCGCAAGCCUCUGACCUUAAACACAGAGGGUUUCAAAUACCACCACGACAAGGAACUCCAAAUUCUUCUGGAGGGACGUGCUACACAGAGACUUGUCGAGAAGACCGAAGAUGCAGACCGCGCUGCUGGCAAGAUCAUGGUCGAUCAGAGCGAACGCAAGAAGAGGGCCAAAGCCGACAACAAGGCCAAGGGCGAGCUCAGCGACGACCCUUUCGCCGAGGAGAUCAAGGUUAUGGCCAAGGUUAGAGGCUACCACAAUGUCGCUCUGUCUCGCUUCCUUGAUGUUGUUGUGCAGGGUGUUCAAGCAGAGGUGCUGCACGAGCUCGAGACCAACCUGCUGCAACAGUUGAAGGUUGGUCUGGAGGUUGAGACUCGCGACGCACAGGAUCGCUGCAAGGAGUUACUUGCUGAGGACCGCGAGCGUGAGAUCCGUCGCAAGGAGUUGCAGCAGGAGAGAAGCAACUUCAUCGAGGCCCAG
This is a messenger RNA of Aureobasidium melanogenum CBS 110374, 2301 nucleotides long. RefSeq names its product P-loop containing nucleoside triphosphate hydrolase protein. The record is from RefSeq and is a predicted model, not a curated record. The transcript is spliced from 2 exons. Gene Ontology annotation, cellular component: membrane; cytoplasm; microtubule. The annotation marks the transcript as partial. Lineage: Eukaryota; Fungi; Ascomycota; Dothideomycetes; Dothideales; Saccotheciaceae. Gene Ontology annotation, molecular function: microtubule binding; GTPase activity; GTP binding.